AUGGCGGCGCCAGGAUCAUUAAAGAUGAAGAUCAAUCUUCGAGCAUUGGAAUCAUCGCCGACAAAUGCGAUUUCAAUUUUGGAGGACGAUUACAAAGAAUCAGAAGAACCCGAUGAACGUGGCAACAAUCAGCCAGCGGAGACGAAGAUCGAAUUGCCGGGCGAGGAUCAACCGAGCCCCGAUCAGGCCAGCACUUCAUACGACAAUGAAGCGAAAGACAUCAAUAUUUCCAUU
Mesorhabditis belari is the source of this 234-nucleotide messenger RNA. The record is from the annotation of a GenBank genome assembly. Lineage: Eukaryota; Metazoa; Nematoda; Chromadorea; Rhabditida; Rhabditidae.